Molecule: messenger RNA, 5046 nt
Organism: Plasmodium berghei ANKA
Lineage: Eukaryota; Apicomplexa; Aconoidasida; Haemosporida; Plasmodiidae
Product: adenylyl cyclase beta, putative
Exons: 5
Coding region: 1-5046 (1681 amino acids)
Biological process (GO): cyclic nucleotide biosynthetic process; intracellular signal transduction
Source: RefSeq, a predicted model, not a curated record
AUGAUCAAAAAUAUAUUCAACGAAUAUUUAAAACAUUACGACAAUAAAAAUUUGGGAUAUGAAGAAAAUGAUACUAAUAUACCUUCCAAAGAGUAUUAUAAUGAAUACAUAUCUGAUUGGAGGUGGUUUAGCAUAAAAUGUGAACGUAUUAUUGAAAGUGAAUUAAAUAAAAAACAUCUACAAAAAAAUGAAAAGAAUGAAUAUAAAAAUAACAUAACUGAAAUCGAUAAUAUAUCGACUUUCAGAUCUUUUUUCCCAAAAAUUUUGUUAAAUGCUUAUAGCAGAUAUAGUAACCCCAAAAAAUUUUUCGAUAAUUUGAUUAUCCAAAAGUUUAAUGCUGUCGUGUUUUUCUGCGAUGCGAGCGGGUUCUCGAGCCUGGCUGAGCAAUUGGAUAAAAAGAUAAAUGGAGCAGAACUUCUCGGAAAUUGUUUAAAUAAAUUUUUUAAUAUUUUGAUAAAAAUAAUAGACAGUUGGGGUGGAGAUAUUAUAAAGUUCAGUGGCGAUGCAGUUAUGGUUAUUUGGCCUUUAAAUGUGAAAAUGAAAAAAAAAAUUCCCAAAAAAAAAAAAGAAACAAAAUUAGUUGUAAAAGAAAAUAUAGAAAUAGAAAGCCAAAAUAAUGAAAAAAAAGACAGAAAAAAAAAUGAGAUAAAUAAUACUAAUGAAAAUAAAAAUAUAGAUGAAAUAAAAAUAAAUAAAAUUAGAAGAAUAUCUUUAUUGGCUUUAGGAUGUUGUAUGAAUAUUCAUAAAUUUUUAAAUAAAUUUCCAACCCCAAUUGAAAAUAAAUAUUUAAAAGUUCAUAUAGUCAUUACAUAUGGAAAAGUAAACUUUUUACAAGUUGGAAAUAUAUUAAAUAAAAGGGAUUAUAUAUUAUCUGGAAAACCUUUAGAGGAAAUUGGAUUUGGAGAAUCAUUAGCAAAAGAUGGGGAAACAGUUAUUUCCUAUUCUUUUUAUAAAAAUAUAAAAGAUAAAAUUGAAAUAAAAGAGACGUGUAAAAAAAAGUUUUAUUUAUUAAUAAGAAUGAAAGAAGAAUUAGAUAUAAAUAAAUUAAAAGAAAAUAAUUAUGAAAAAGAUGAAAAUAUUCAAAAAAACAAUGAAAAUUUAAAAAAAAUAAAUAAUGAUAAAAAAAAUAUUAAUGUUUGUAAAAAUUUUGAUCUUUUAUUAAAAAGUUUUAUACCAGAUAUUGUAUAUCGAAAAUUAUCGAUUGGAUAUAAUAUAUUUUUUAAUGAAACUAGAAAAGUAACAGUCAUAUUUGUAUCUGUAAAAGAUGUAGAUACAUCUACAAUGACAGGUAUAUAUUCAACUCAUAGUAUUAUGAAAUUAACACAAAAAGCUGUUUUUACAAUGGAAGGAACUAUUAAUAAAUUUAUAUUUGAUGAUAAAGGGAUUUUAAUAUUAAUUAUGUUUGGUUUGCCACCAUUAUAUCAUUCAGAUGAUUCGAUAAGAGCUUUAUUAACAUGUUUUAGAUUAAUAGAUGGUUUGAAAUCUCUUAAAUUAAAUGGAAGUAUUGGGGUUUCUACUGGGAAAAUAUGGUGCGGAAUUGUUGGAAAUAAAAUAAGAAAAGAAUAUACAGCUCUUGGGGAUUCUGUAAAUAUAGCUGCUAGGUUAUGUUGUAAAGCAGGAAAUAAAGAAAUAUAUGUUGAUGAAAAUACUUAUAAUAAUUGUAAACAUUUUAUUAUAUUUCAAAGUUUAAUUUCUAUAAAAGUUAAAGGAAAAAAUAAAUUAAUAAAAAUAUAUUCUCCAAUUGGAACCAUAAAUAAAAGGGAAAACAAUAUAGAUUAUAAUGAUUUAUUUAUUUUAGAUUAUUUUACUGAUAAAGAAUUGUUAAAUAAUGAAAUUGUAGAUUCUUUAGACAGUGAUAAAGAAAUAGAAUAUGAUAAAAAAAAAAAUACUAAAAAAUUAUUAAAUAAUUAUGAAGAAAUAACUGAUUUUAAUUUUGUAAAUAAGAAUUUUUUGUUAAUAUAUUAUAAAAAUAAAUUUAAGGAUCGAAUAAAUGAUUUACUAAAUAGAAAAGAUUGUUUACAUUAUUUAAAAACAAACAAAGAAACACAAAAAAAUUCUUAUCAAAAUCAUAAAAAUAUAUAUUAUGAAAAAAAUUGUAUAUGUAAUAAUACUUUAAAUACCAACUGUUUUAAAUGUAACCAAAUAUAUAGUCUUUCUCCAUACUAUUUUUUAAAAAUAGAAUUAUAUACUGACUAUAAAACACAUACAGGACCUUUAUUUAUACAUGAAUAUUAUGAUCCAUUAUUUUUUGAUUUUAAAGAAAUAUACAAUGUUGGAGGUGUAUUAUUUUUAGAAGGAAAUGAACAUUUAGGAAUAUUUGAGCUCAUUAAAUUAAUUAAAAAAAGUUUAAAUAAUUUCAAAAUUUUUAAUAUUAGUAAUAUGCCUAACUCAUUGUAUAUAAAUAUUACAAAUCCAUUAUUGCCAUGGAAAAUAUUAUGUAACGAUAUAACAAAUAUGUGGAAAUUAUGUAAUACAAGAAAAAAAUAUUUAUAUUUUAACAAAGUUGAUAAUUAUAAUAUUUUAAAAGAAAUAACUCAUCCUUCAUACCAUUGGUUUUUAAAAUGUAUGUCUAAUAUUAUUGAUGAUUUAUAUAUUCCUGAUACAUCUAUGAAAAAAGAAACAAAAAACAUAAAUAAAAUAUUUGAUACUCAAAAAAUUAAUAACAUUGCACAUAUUGAAGCAUUAAAUGGCAGUCACUAUGAUGAAAACAGAAAAAAUGGGCGUGCGUUUUGUAAUAAGUUAGUUAAAAAUAUGAGGAAAUUUUUCUUUAACUCAACAUUAGAAAUUCGAAAUGACAAUCAAUAUGAAAGCAGAUCAAAUACAUUAUCUAAUAAUACAAGUGGUGUAAUAAAUAAGAAAAAAAAAAAAAAAUUAAAAGGAACACAAAAUGAAAAUAGUGAUAAUUCAAUUUUGUAUUCUUCUUAUGAAGAAGAAGAAGAAGAAGAAUAUAUAAACAUGAAAAAUGUAAAUAUGACAAAUAUAAAUAGCGAUUAUAUAUUAAAGAAUGAUAUGAAAGAAAAUAGAAUAAGUAUAAUAAAUUGUAUGAUAUAUAAUUUUAGUUUAUAUGAACACACAUUCAUUGUUUUUAACUAUCGAUCUGGAACAUCUUUAAAUAUAAGCAUAGAAGAACAUGCAUGGAGAAUUUGCAAAAAUAUUUCAAAAUUAGCAAUAUAUAAAAGAAACAAAAUUGUAAAAAAUUUUCAUAAAAAUUUAAAAAAUUGGAGAAAAAACCAUUGUAGAAUGUGUAACUUUUGUAAAGGAGUUGGAGAAAUAAAUUUUGUGAAUUUUUCUCAAAUUGAUGAUAACGAUAAUGGAAUAUCAAGUAAUAGUAGUUAUUUCGACCUUAGCAAUUGUCAUGGACAAAUUUCAGAAAAUAUAACUAAUAAAAUGAAUCAUAUUUCAAAUGAAGAAAACAUGCUUUUUAACAAACAAACAGAAAAUACAAUUUUAAAAAACGAAGAAAAGGAUAAGAUUUAUUCAAAUAGCUCUAAAAAUACAAUAAUUGCCGAAAAAAAAAAUAACAACAUAUCUAUUAAUUUAUUGAAGGAUGAAAAUGAUAAAAAUAUUUUUCAAAUGUUUAAAGAGCAAAAGUUAGUAAAUGAAAAUAAAAAAACAACUACAUUUUAUAAAACGAUAUAUCCAAAUAUACAAGACAACAUAUUAUUAUAUAUUGCUCAACAAAAAGCAAAACAAGAAACGGUUAAAAAAGAAUAUGAUAUGCAGACAAAAAAAUAUGCAGAAUUAACUAAAAUUAAUAAUAUAAAUUCUAAUCAUAUAAAACAAAAUGAAAAUAUUUUCAAUUUUUAUAAAUCAAGACAAUCUAAUUUAUGUAACCCUAUAUUUAAACCAAAAAAUAAACCAUUAAUAUUUUUAUUUGUAAAUGGAGCAAAAAAUAAUGAUAAUGUGAAAGAUUUAAAAAAAAUGAAAAAAUAUGCAAAAGAAUGUAAUGGAUAUAUAAAAUUAGAAAAUUUUGAUAAAAAUGAUUUAUAUAAUUUUGUUAGUUUGUGUUUAAAUGUUAAUGUUGAUAAAAUAAGUGAAGAAUUGAUAAAUUAUUUAAAUAAAAUAUGUUUUGGAUUUCCAAAAUUUGUGCAAUAUACUCUAUUUUACUUAUUAAAAAAUAAAUAUAUAAAACUUUAUAAGUACAAUACUCCAAAUGUUCUUGAAAAAACGAAUGAACAAUUACAUAAUACUGUUGGGUUGUCCACUAAUGUUUAUGAAUAUACAGACAUCGAGAAAAGGAAUUUUGUUUCAAAAAAAAAUAGUAAUUCUAAUAAUAAUUUUUCUUCGUUCAAAAAAAAUGAACAAAAUUUUACUAAAAGUAGUAAAACACCUCGAAAUUUUAUUUCUUAUUACUAUAUUAAUAAAGCUAGCCAAAAUAUUAUAAGAGAACAAAAUAAGUUCCUCAAUUUUACACUUUAUCGGGAAACUAAUAAUACCUCAAUAAAUUCAGACUAUUCAAAUUAUGACCCAAAAACAGAAAAAAAUAAAAAUGAAAAUAACAAAUCUGAAAAUCUUUACAAAUUUGAAAUGGAAGUCGUUAAGGAUUUGGAUAAUGCUGCAUUAGUUCCUCGUCUGAUUGCCUAUUGUAUGUUCAUGAUUGACAGCUUAAGUGAAGAAGAUCAACUUUUAGCAAAGCUUUGUUCAUUUUUUAAAGACAAAUUCAAUAUAAAAAAAAUGGAAUGCAUAUAUCCAAAACCUCUUUCUAGAUCUGAGCUUAAAAAAAUUAUUGUAAAUUUAGUAAAGAAAAAUGUAUUUCAAGUUUGUGACGACAAUAAUAAGAAAUCUAACACAACGCCAAAAGAAAACAAUGUCAACUCUAUACACAAUAUUAAUUUUAUAUAUAGGCAUGUGUAUAAUAAAGUGGAUAGUAUUUCUGCGAAUAGAAAACCUAUCCAUUUAAUUUUUAGCACAAAAUCGGAUAUACCAGAGGAAAAUAUUUUUUUCCGUAUAGCAAAUUAUGCCCUAAAAAAGGUUUUAAACGAAUUAAUGGAAAAUGAAGAAAAAAAAUACAUUCAAACUAUUUACAAAAAAUAUAUAGAAGAUUAA